Eucalyptus grandis is the source of this 2688-nucleotide messenger RNA. RefSeq lists its product as uncharacterized. The transcript is spliced from 6 exons. NCBI's taxonomy places the organism in Eukaryota, Viridiplantae, Streptophyta, Magnoliopsida, Myrtales, Myrtaceae. The record is from RefSeq and is a predicted model, not a curated record. Bases 1 to 2688 code for a protein of 895 amino acids.
AUGGACUCUACAGCGUUCUCCAUGCAUUUCCGCAGCCUUGCAAGAUCCAACUCUGGCAUGGAGAAGACGCCAACGAGCAUUCAUCUAACCUUUGAUGAGAAGACACCGUCUGAAAAAAAUACCUCUGCUAACUCUGGAAGUUUUAUGAUGCUAACAAAUGCUAGGAAGCUGAGUCCAGAAUCUGCAUGUCCAAUGCAUAAUGUUCAGAGUGACGGUAAAGAUUCGAAUGAAAUGAGCCUUAUCGGGAAUAAUCCAAAUAGGUAUGACUAUGGUAGACUUUCUCCUACCUUGGAUGCCCUCCUGGCGGAAGGCAGCCAGGAUUUGCAAGCUCUUCCUGGUUUUGAUGUUCACAAUGCAAAUGCAUCAGCUACUUUCGAGGUUUUCAAUGCUGAUGAGGGUAGAAGCAGUAAGGAGAAUGUCAAGGGCUCUGCAGAUAACAUAAUGAGCUCUAUGGGCACUGAUGGAACCAAUCAGAUAACUGUUGCAGCUUAUCAUGAAUUAGACAAGGCAAAGAGUGCUUCUGAAGGAAUGUGCAUUGAAAAUGUUAGAAGUGAUUUAUCUAAUAUGGUUGACAGUUUCAUUCUCGAUGCUCCUGUUUAUCAGCAUAUCCAUACUCCUAAUCAGACGCUAAAACUUGGGCCUGUAUUUCAACAUGUGACUGAAGCAGCCAUCAAGGAAAAUUCCCCGUGGAAUGGAAAUCAGAAUCUUGAUUCUACUGAACAGGACCCCAACAGAUUGCACACAUCUCAUUUGAAAGGCUCUAUAUCAUCUUUAGCAGCUAAAAGGCGUCAAUUGUUUUUGGAUACAGUUAGUUCACCUGCAAACUUUCCUUUUGCAUCUCCUUCAGCCAAAAUGUCUGGGUCACUGCUAAGUAAGGAAAGAACUCAGCAUGGUUUGAGUCUGUCAUCUAUGUGGAAGAACAUUCCUAAGUUUGGAAAUCUUGAUUCAUCUCCUUCUUCUACUCAUUUGAAGGAAAUCAAAGCAUUAAAGCUUAAGUUAUCUGGUUAUCUAUCAAGUUCUCCUUCCAGUACCAGUCAGGCACGGACUAGCAAAGAUGUUGUAAGCAAACACACAGAGACCCCUGUUGUUGUUCAUGAUAGCAGUCCAAUGAAGACCCCAAUCAUAAAUAAGAUGAAUAAUAAUUUCAGCCAAGCUGAGAAAACUCUAGCUCUUGCCAGGAAUGGAGAAUCUCCAGGUCGCACAGCUUUGCACAUUAAUCAUAAUGAUCAACCUAUUACAGCAAAGACAGAAAUGGCCUAUCCCAACAACUUCAGCAUGUCAGGUGGUGGAGUGAUGCAACCACGAUCUAUGUCCGAGAGUUCUGAAAACACCGCCCGGGUCUCUUUGAAAGCUGAGCCUCCAUUGGAUGAAUUUGUGGUUGCUCAUAGAGAGGAUAACGAGGAACCUAUUGUAAGUCAUAGGUUGUCAACUUCCCCAGUGCAAAGGUUAAAUGAGGAGUUAUUACCAUCGGGAAAUGAUCAAAGUACACAUAAUGUCUCUAUGCAACAAAAUUGGUAUAGAAAGUCCAUUGGCAUUGACUCAGACCAAUUUGGAAGUCCAUUACAAUCUGUAGCCUCUGGUGGCUAUCCAAUUGAAGAUGUUAACAAGAUAAAGUCCCAUUUCCUUGAGAAGAUAUCUCCAAGGGGCAGGAAUAUGUCGGAUUUGCGGAGAAAGGAUGAAAUUGCGGUCGCUCAUAGAAAGGAUAAUGAGGAACCUAUUGUAAGUCAUAGGUUGUCAACUUCCCCAGUGCAAAGGCUAAAUCAGGAGUUAUUACCAUCAGGAAAUGAUCAAAGUACUCAUAAUGUCUCUUUGCAACAAAAUUGGUAUAGAAAGUUCAUUGGCAUUGACUCAGACCAAAUUGGAAGUCCUUUACAAUCUGUAGCCUCUGGUGGCUAUCCAAUUGAAGAUGUUAACAAGAUAAAGUCCCAAUUCCUUGAGAGGAUAUCUCCAAGGGGCAGGAAUAUGUCGGAUUUGCGGAGUUUAAAGCAGCUCAAGGACCUCCAGACUGAAGCAGAAGGAGUCAGCUCCAUAGAGGAAGUUUCUUUUGGGGAAAGAAAAGUUUCUUCUCUUAUGCCUGAUUCCACAUAUCCGAACAAAAGUACUGAUGUGCCUUUGCCUAAAAAGAGCCUCUCUAAGGAACCAGCGCAGAAUGACAACAAAGAAAUCCACAACAUGCAGUCCACUGUUGAGGAAAGCAUAUCUACUUCCAAGUCUGAUGCUUUGGGCAUUCUUAGUCAUGACAAUCAGCAGGAGCCUUGUCAUUCAGCACAUAUUUUGUCAGCACAAGAGAUGAAGGAAUCUCACCAUCAAAAGAGGAAAGGAGAUGCUCUUGAGGAUGGAGAUCUUGUCAGUAAGGUUGCCAGGACAACAGGGAGUUCAGAAAUCAAAAGAAGUGAGGGUUAUGAUGUCAAUUCCUCCACUGAGAAUCCCAAACAUUCUUUUAUGGGAAGAGAGAAUUCUGGCGAUAGCAUUCCACCACAUAGAAACUGGAAAGAUGUUUUUACAAAGUUCUUGGAUGAUAGCAGAAAAAUACCAUCUCCCUUGGUUGACAAGCUAGAUAUGAGAACGAUCAGUGUGCUCGAUGAGAUGUUAGUACACCUUCAGAAAGCCAAAAACUAUGAGCUGCUUAGCUCUGACAUUCAGACUAAGAAGGCAGAUCAAUCUCGUGGUGCUUCUGAGGAAAGGUAG